Molecule: messenger RNA, 5836 nt
Organism: Oncorhynchus masou masou (cherry salmon)
Lineage: Eukaryota; Metazoa; Chordata; Actinopteri; Salmoniformes; Salmonidae
Product: extended synaptotagmin-1-like
Exons: 31
Coding region: 364-3732 (1122 amino acids)
Biological process (GO): lipid transport
Cellular component (GO): extrinsic component of cytoplasmic side of plasma membrane; endoplasmic reticulum membrane
Molecular function (GO): calcium-dependent phospholipid binding; phosphatidylethanolamine binding; phosphatidylinositol binding
Source: RefSeq, a predicted model, not a curated record
CUCAUUGACUGGUUGGUGCCGGGGAGUCGGUGCGUUUCAACUAUUCUCGGAACAAGUACAUUUUAGGGUGACUUUUUACUCUAUUAGAUUUGAGGAGGGCUUUCACUUAGAAAACACGCCCUCUCAAGCCUAACAAAUAUUAGAAUCCACUUGCCCGUCCGUGUCUGCUUGUCAGUGCAUACACGAAGAGAGGGUUUAGGCUGUUUAGGCUACCGAUUCAAGAGGUAUUUUAGACGAACAUUUCGUAUCCAUAGAGUAAACCACUGUCAAUGGUUUGCAGGCUUAACUUAAUUCGGAUUUCGUUUAAUUAGUAAUUCACCAACAAGAAGGCACUGAACGCUGAACUGCAUAGGUAGCUGUUCCAUGGAGAAGGAUUUUGCGACGCCAUCUAGGGAUGCAGGGCCGAGCAUGGCCACAGGCUCGGGGGCUGCAGAUUCCGCCUUGCCGGAAGAGACGCAGCCACCCAAACCGCCUGGCCAACAUGCGGUGUCCGUGUUGUGGUCCUUUGGAAAAUGCCUGGCUACACUUUUGCCAGUUUACCUGGCAGGAUACUUUGGGUUUAGUAUCACCUUAGUUCUGUUCGGUCUGAUGGUCUACAUGGGAUGGACACACAGUCGCAACGAGAAAGUGAUGCGGCUGCGGUCUGCCUUGUACGUAUUGGAGAACGAGAGAGCAUACGCCACUGCAGGGGCUUUUAGGAGUAAACGGGAGUUACCCCCAUGGGUCAACUUUCCGGACGUGGAGAAAGUUGAGUGGAUGAACAAGAUUCUGCAGCAGGCGUGGCCGUUCGUGGGCCAGUAUCUGGAGAAGUUACUGGUCGAAACCAUUGCUCCAGUCAUACGUGCAUCCAACACCCACCUACAGACCCUCAGCUUCACCAAAGUCAACCUAGGGGACAAGGCCCUGAAGGUUGUGGGAGUGAAGGCUCACACGGAGCACAACAAGCGGCAGGUCUUACUGGAUCUGUACAUUAGCUAUGCGGGUGAUGUGGAGAUCAAUGUGGAGAUCAAAAAGUACUUUUGCAAAGCAGGAGUGAAAGGGGUACAGCUACAUGGAAUGUUGAGGGUUAUUCUGGAGCCCCUGAUUGGAGACGUUCCUUUGGUGGGAGCCGUCACCAUGUUCUUCAUACGCAGGCCUAAGCUGGACAUCAACUGGACUGGGCUGACCAACUUGCUGGAUAUCCCUGGACUCAAUGCCAUGUCGGACACUAAGAUAAUGGAUGCUAUAGCCUCGUACCUGGUCCUCCCCAACCGCCUCACUAUCCCCCUGGUGGCCGACCUGCACGUUGCGCAGCUCCGCUCCCCUCUCCCACGGGGAGUGGUGCGAAUCCACCUGCUGGAGGCUGAGGAGCUGACAGCCAAGGACACGGUCAUUAAGGGGAUAAUAGACGGGAAGUCUGACCCGUACGCUGUGCUACGUGUGGGAACCCAGACCUUCACAUCACACACCGUGGACAGCAACCUCAACCCACAGUGGAGAGAGAUGUAUGAGGUGAUUGUCCAUGAAGUGCCUGGUCAGGAGUUGGAGGUGGAAGUGUUUGAUAAAGACCAGAACCAGGAUGACUUCCUGGGCAGGGUCAAGAUGGAUCUAGAUAUCGUACACAAGGCCAGAGUUUUAGAUGAGUGGUUUAGUCUGAAGGAUGUACCAUCUGGCAGUGUUCACCUCCGUCUGGAGUGGCUCUCUCUGCUGUCCUCUGCUGACCGACUCAAUGAGGUUAUCCAGAGGAACCAGAAUAUGACCUGUAAGACAGCAGACCCUCCUUCGGCAGCCAUCCUGGCUGUCUACCUGGACCGGGCUCAAGACCUGCCUAUGAAAAAGGGUAACAAGGACCCCAGCCCCAUGGUGCAGCUGUCCGUAGAAGACACAACCAAGGAGAGUAAGACUUGUUAUCUUACCACUGACCCAGUGUGGGAAGUUGCCUUCACAUUCUACAUCCAGGACCCUCGCAAACAGGAAAUUUCUAUUCAGGUGAAGGAUGAUGACCGGGCUCUGUCUCUUGGCAGUCUGUCCAUCCCUCUGUCCCGUCUGCUGGCUAGUCCUGACCUCAGCAUGGACCAGUGGUUUCAGCUGGACAACUCUGGCCAGGCCAGCCGCAUCUAUAUCAACGCUGUUCUGAGGGUGCUGUAUUUAAAUGAGGAUGCUUCUCCUACCAGCCCCGUAUCUCCUCACCCCCUAAGCCCAGGGUCAGGCCACGGAGAUGGGGGUAUCUCAUCAGAGGUGGCCCCUGGGGGAGUGAGUGGAGCCCCCAAACCUGUACCCACCCGACCCCAGCAGACCACCCCUGACUCGGACUUUGCUAGUGAGGGUGUGCUGCAUAUCCACCUGGUGGAGGCCAGUAACCUGAUAGCCAAGGAUAACUUCAUGGGGGGCAUGGUGAAGGGGAAGAGUGACCCCUACGUCAAGAUCAGGGUGGGGGGAGUCACCUUCCGCAGCCACACCAUCAAAGAGAACCUCAACCCCUACUGGAACGAACUCUACGAGAUCAUACUAACCCAGCUGCCUGGUCAGGAGAUCCAGUUUGAGCUGUUUGAUAAAGAUCUGGACCAGGAUGACUUCUUGGGCAGGUUCAAGUUGAACCUGCGAGACAUCAUCAGCUCACAGUUCACUGAUGAGUGGUACACUCUGAAUGACGUGAAGUCAGGUCGGGUUCACCUGAUCAUGGAGUGGCUCCCCAGGCUCUCAGAGUCCGCCAGACUAGACCAGAUCCUUCAGUUCCAGGCCGAGCAGCAGUACCAGAACAAGGCAGUGCCGUCGGCUGCUGUGCUGUUUGUGUAUGUGGAGAGAGCACACAGCCUGCCGUUGAAGAAGAACGGAAAAGAGCCAAAAGUGGGGGCGGAGAUUCUGCUGAAGGCCAUGUCAUACAAGACCAAGGUGUGCGAGCGCUCUACGUCUCCUCGGUGGGAUGAAGCUUUCCACUUCCUGGUUCGUGACCCUAAAGAGGAACUUCUUAUAGUGAAGUUGUCCCACAGCUGGGGCCAGGCCCUGGGCACGGUGGUACUACCACUGAGAGAGGUUCUGUCAGAGCAGGGCCUGGUGCUGGACCGAUGGCUGAGUCUGGACGGGGCCCUCCCUGAGAGCCAGAUACUACUGAGGGCCACACUCAAGAUCUUGGACACCCAGCUGGCAGUGUGUCGCAGUGAUGGUACUAGGGAGGGCAGUGAGGACAGAGACCAUGUCAUCCACAGACGGGACACUGAACCAAACCUACGACACAGAUCACCGCUCUCUCAACUGAUGCGAGGAGAGGACGGAGGAGAGGACGCGAGGAGUCGAGCAAAACCAAUUGAGAUUCUCCCCCUGUCUACCUGUGUCUCCUCGCUCAGAGGUGAUCAGAGCCCCGGCCAGGUGAAGCUGCAAAUUGGCUACUCAAUAGAGGAGAACCGGCUGUUCAUCACCGUCCUUUCCUGCAGGGGCCUGCCAGCUUGUGGGUCUGCUAAGGACGGGUCCGAUCCCUAUGUCUCCUUCAUCCUUCUGCCAGACAAGAACAGGAUCACCAAGAGAAAGACCAACACCAAGAAAAGAGACCUCAAUCCUGAGUUCAAUGAGAGGUUUGACUUCGACUUCUCUCUGGAAGAGUCCAUGCAGAGAAGACUGGACCUGACUGUCAAAAACAACGUCUCCUUCAUGAGCCGGGAGAGAGAGCUCAUUGGAAAGUUACAGCUGGAUUUGGAUCAGAUGGACCUGAAGAGUGGCAAUGCACAAUGGUACGAUUUGGUAGAGGAAACCAAUUAGAUGAGAGGAGGGCCUCGCUUUCCCACAGUGCAAUGUUCCUUUUACUAUCACUUCUUCAGUUUGUUUUUAUAUUUUUAUUCAGCUUAUGAGCCCUGGGGCCACCACUGAAGAAUUGCUUACAUUGCAUAUCAUCCCAACAAUACCCCAAUUCAUCUGUAAAUUGAAUUCCUCCAAUCAAUGACAGAUUUGGUCUGUGUUACUACUGUGCUAUGAAGGCUCUGGAAAGAGAGAAUUCCUAAUUCCAGAGUCAUGAGAACAUUUUUAUUUAAGAUUGUUUGACUGAAUAGAUAUUUGAUAUGAAAGCAACUAUGAAAUAUACACUGAGUGCACAAAACAUGAAGAAUACCUUCCAACUAUUGAGUUGCACCCCCCCAUUUUGCCCUCGGAAUAGCCUAAAUUUGUCAGGGGCAUGGACUAGAAGGUGUUGAAAGCGUUCCACAGGGAUGCUGGCCCAGGUUGACUUUUAUGCUUCCCUCAGCUGUCAAGUUGGCUGGAUGUGUUUUGGGUGGUGGACCAUUCUUGAUACACACGGGAAACGGUUGAGUGGAAAAACCCAGCGACAUCGCACUCCUUGACACAAACUGGUGCGCCUGGCACCUACUACUAUACCCCGUUCAAAGGAAAUGAAAUAUUUGUCUUGCCCAUUCACCCUCUGAAUGGCACACAUACACAAGCCAUGUCUCAAUUGUCUUAAGGCUUAAUGUCCCCUUCAUGUACACUGAAUGAAGUGGAUUUAACAAGUGACAUCAAUAAGGGAUCAUAGCUUUCAGCUGGAUUCACCUAGUCAGUCUGUGAAGGAAAGAGCAGGUGUCCUUCAUGUUUUGUACAUCAGUGUAUGUUACCAAAGCACUUAAAUUGUAUUAAGUCACAAAAGGCAUUUAGCUUCAAUCACAUUGAUGUUUUUGAUGUCUCUUUUAAUGUUUGAUUAUGUAUUUUUGUCAACCCCAGAGCACCACAAAAAAAAAAAAAAAAAUCCGGAACGGUUUCAACUUUUAAGUGUUUAGAGUUGUUCUAACCGGUUAAGUUAUGAUCUACUCCAAAAAGGAAUUGUUCUCAGAGUAAUUUUUUUCAUUUUUUCAUUUUGUUUUUAAGUGGUUUCAUUCCAAAGAUAUCAACAACUUAACGUGAUGACUUUACGUACCAUCAUUGAUGUUUACAAUCCAAAUGAAAUGGUUACUGAUUCCUGCAAUUAUUCUUUUAGUGAUGCUUUAAAGAAACAAUGUUUUAACUCAUCAAUUCCUUCUAUUAUCCUGUUUUUAUAUGUUACAUUUUUGCCUUAUGUAUUCCAAUACUUGUGCACAAUUGGUUUAACUAAUGAUUAUAUGUUAAUUCUGUUCCAAAUGAAGACAUUUUAAAUGUUUUAAUCAUAUAUAUUUGUGGGUUGAUUUUAUAAUUCAGGAGAAGUAUUACGAAAUGACCCAGAACAUCACAUUUGCCAGUGAAAAUGUUACACAUUCUAGCUUUACAGUAUUGCAAUAUCCGAAUCACUGUGCUUUUCUUUGAUCAAGAGAACGUUGUAGCUAUAUAAUUCAUGUAUGUUCACAUUCCAAGGCAGCAUUGUGUUGUAUACAGUAUGUUUGUGUGUAAUUGUAUGUGUUUGUAGUGCCAAUAGUGACCUGGGGUCUGCUAUAAGUCAGUCAAUCAGAGUCAUGUUACAAGUUGUUUGUUAUAAAACACUUAGUCUUAGAUAGUCACUUAGUCUUAGACCCUGAAAGAACACUGAGGGACCGUUUCCUAGACACAGAUUCAUCCGAUCCUAUACUAAGAAGCACGUUUAAUGGAGAUUCCAUAGAAAGUGUUGUUUUUGUCCAGGACUAGGCUUAAUUUGUGUCCAGGACACCGGCUCUGAAAGAAGCAGGCAAAUUAUUUGGCAAGGAAAUUCCCUUCCCUCUGCUGUCAUCUCACUGCUAAGGCUUGAAAAUGUUAUGAAAUGUUUGUAGACAAUAUAAAGAAGUAGGGGGGGGGAGAGAAAGAUGGAGACAAAAGGAGAGAGACGAAGAGAAAGACGACGGAGAGAGACGGAGAGAAAGACUGCUGCUUUAACACAUUUGCCUAAUCACUGAAUGUCUGUGUCGUAGUUGUUUCAUUAAACGUUUGCACUCGC